AUGUGGUCAACCCUGUCUUGCUUUGAGGAACUUGGUAACCCCUUUACUGAAGAGAGCGAGAACCUAAUGGCGAUUCACACUAAAGAUAUUAUGGACGAUAGCGUUGUCGCAACAGCAAAGAAUGCACACAAGAUUGGUGAGGAACAAUUCUGUUUAUUUGUCAAAGAAAGAUUCCUUGACCGUAGUAAGCCAGUUACAGAUCCACUUAAGAAGAACAAUCUCCCUACAUUUAGUACUCCAACUAAGAAUGCUGUAUCGAAAGACCAGGCAAAAGUCAAACUGUUGAAAGAGGACUGUUCCCUAUUUGGACGCCUGUACAUUGCUUGUCAAACCUUUGACGGAAACCUGGAUGAGUUUUUUUCCCAUGAAAAUCAACCUUGGCCACCAUCCCUUUCAGACCAAGGACAUCUGCGUGGAGGACAAAAAGCCAACUUGCUGAAGUGCCUGCCACAAGCAACCUCGCCAGUAUUGACACCUCUAGUAGAUGCCGUAAUUCUCGAUGGAGCGGUUAUUGUUCAAAUGCUGGAGCUAAAAACAUCACACACCUUCGGCCAAUACUUCAGUAUAGUAUUUGCUCCAUAUGUCCUCAAGCAACUGGAGAAUGCCAAUGGUGUUGACCUUGUGUGGGAUGUCUAUCUAGGUGAUUCAUUAA
Molecule: messenger RNA, 652 nt
Organism: Porites evermanni
Lineage: Eukaryota; Metazoa; Cnidaria; Anthozoa; Scleractinia; Poritidae
Source: the annotation of a GenBank genome assembly